This is a messenger RNA of Guyanagaster necrorhizus, 1684 nucleotides long. RefSeq lists its product as uncharacterized. The record is from RefSeq and is a predicted model, not a curated record. The coding region runs from base 294 to 1496 and encodes 400 amino acids. The transcript has 9 exons. Lineage: Eukaryota; Fungi; Basidiomycota; Agaricomycetes; Agaricales; Physalacriaceae.
ACUGCGCCCUUUUUUGGAUUUUCCUCCGAGCCUUUUGACCCGUCGUAUCCAAGGUUUAGUGACGAAUUGUCCGACUGAUUGAAUGGGUCGCAUCAAGUUUUUGGCAGUGCUGUAAAACGAGCCAUCAAUACAUCACCACCUAAACUGAUCCCGACCUUAUAAGUCGGCGAAAGUUGUCUUCUGCGACUCGAUAACUUGUGCCCGGUCCAACUGCAUCGCAGCAUUGUGAUUGCACCAAUACCCUUUUUUUUUGCAUCUCGCCCUCAAUCCAUCUCAUACUCGAGAUUCUAAUUAUGGCUACCGCUGACGAUUUGCCUUGGCCUGAGCUUGGAAAUGUCUCCCGUGGCGCGACGAGGGGAAAUCAAGGGCAAAAAGGGGUUCUUGGGCCUCCAGACCGUGAAGGCCGGUGCAAUUUGCAGCUACGGGUGCAACCCGGAGUACUGGCGGUGCGUCUCAACCGUCAGGCCAGCGACUGGUAUCGGAUUCUAGACAGCGAGGUUAAUCGUGCUCUCAAGUUGACCAAGACGUACUGGCGGAAGGCCAGGAGACGGCAGGACUACGAUGCACGCGCGGACCAGGACCAUAUGGAGCUGCACGAAUGGCUCCAGCAGCUCAAAGACAAAACCAUGUCACACCUGGAACUCUUGAUGCAGAAAGGCGACAUUCAGGGACCCCCCUACGUUAUGGCCGAUGACAUCGAGCUAACGUUCCUGCGCAAGUUCAUUGAACGCCAGGCCUCGGGUAUACCUCACAACCCUCGUUUGCGCAACUCUAUGGGGGAGACUGGGUACACGAUCCGCGAUGACCACUCUAUAGAUUCAGGGUCACCCGACGCCUCUGACCACGGAUACGGGGACCACAAAAUGCGAACAGCAGGCAGCUUUAUGGUUUCAUCACGAAAUUCCCAGUCACCGUCCCUUCGCAAUCCUGAAACGUUGGCGCAGGAAGCGAGUACAUCCAAACAAGCGCUCCUAUUGUCCCGCACUACUCUUUCUAAGACACAAAAAGAUACACAAGAUGCGUUUCUUCGGUAUACUGCGUGUCUUGAUGCUGAACGUCAAGCACGUCAGUCCGUUGCUGCUGCAGAAAAGCGCAGAGAUGAUAUCAUGGCCGCUCUUCUUUCCAUGAAUCAGAGUGCAGUCGACCAACAGUCGAGACACUCCUCCCUAUCCCUCGACGAAAGUCAAAGGUACCAUGCAGAGGUGGUAUCUCGUGCUAGUGCAAAAUUGGACUGGACGGAAGCCGCUGAUGCUCAAGCGGUUUACGCAACUGAGCCAUUAACUCAACUCGAGGAUCCCUCGAACCGGAUGGUCCGCAAACACUCACGGACGUGGGAUGAUACACCACUGCAACAAGACGGCCAAUACAAUUGCGAAGAUAUUUCCGCUAUGCCUCCACGGAAGAGAAUGAACGUCAGCGCGGGUAUGAUGACGGGGUUCGACAUGCUGAACAGCGCAGCAAUGCAGGUCCAACCACAGAAUAUGACAUUACCAUGAACGAUACCCUUGCAUUUUAUUACCACUCAUGACCACAACCACCAGUGAUGAUUAUUUAUUCCUUAUUGCGAUCCUGCUAUUAUAUUUGCUCUCUAUCUUUACUGUAUAGUAUAUGUAUUAUUAGUAGACAAACCGCGAAAGUAUUUACUGUAAAGCCUCAGGUCAAUAAUUUUUCAUGACGCUCGGCC